Molecule: messenger RNA, 282 nt
Organism: Ceraceosorus bombacis
Lineage: Eukaryota; Fungi; Basidiomycota; Exobasidiomycetes; Ceraceosorales; Ceraceosoraceae
Source: the annotation of a GenBank genome assembly
AUGCUAGAAAGGUUGAUGUGUGGCUAUUUCACAGCGACCGCGCACAGUAGAUUAGGCGAAGUGAGGGGUGUGGUGACCGACAUUGGCGUGGAUGCAGGGCUGUGGCCAGCGCCAAGUACAGUGGCGGACCUGCUUGCACCACUCCCGCUCGAGAGCAAAGCCAGCUUCUUGGCGUCUCAAGAUGGGAACCUCCCUGACGUACAGUAUGCGGAAGAUCGAGGAAAGUCUGCUCAAGUUGCUUCCGCACAUUGGCCAAGGGAAGCUGUGCUCGAUGCAGUCUGA